Messenger RNA from Plasmodium berghei ANKA, 6621 nucleotides. RefSeq names its product Plasmodium exported protein, unknown function. The transcript has 2 exons. The record is from RefSeq and is a predicted model, not a curated record. The coding region runs from base 1 to 6621 and encodes 2206 amino acids. Lineage: Eukaryota; Apicomplexa; Aconoidasida; Haemosporida; Plasmodiidae.
AUGAAAUCCGAGAAUAGGAUUAACAAAAUCUUGAUUAUAAAAAUUGGAUUGUUAAACUUAAUUUUCAUAUGGAUAUUAGGAUAUUUCACUAAUGACAUCCCCGUUACAUUGCGCAAUGGUGAAAUCGUAGUAAAAAAUAAAUUCAAUUUACAGAGAAUAAGAAUAUUAGCAUCAUGCUUUGAAGAUGACACAUACGAUAGCAAUAAUAAUAAAGAUAUACUUGCGAGAACUUAUAAUGAUCCCAUCUAUUCAUUUUAUAAAACAAACCCUAAAACUAAAGGACGUAUUAAUGAACGCAAAAUAUGCUUUAUGAAAAAGAUAUAUCCCAAUAUUGAUAAAGACGGUGUAAACUAUGAAAGUCAAUUUUUCGAACUAAGAAAUAAAGUGCUGGCUCCUAUUGAAAAACGUAACCAAGGCCUACUAGAAGCUCAUCAUAAUUUAUUGAAUUUUGGUAAUUAUGUAUCAGAUAUGAAAUCUUAUGGAUUAGCAAUAGAAGAAGUAAAGAAAAAUAUUGAUUCUUUUAGAAAUACUUGUGAAUCACAAAUUUUAGGAAUAAAAAAUCUUUUAUCAAGUUAUAUGGAUUCUUGUGGAACACAAAUUAAGGAAGUAAGAAACUAUAUUGUUGAUAAAUACGAUUUUACUAAUAAUUUACCUGAAGAAAAUAAAUAUAAAGAUACUCAGGGUGAUUUUCACGCUAAUAGUAUAUACUCAAAAUAUUAUUCUGAUGAAAAUGAUUCAAAAUCAAAUGAUGAUAAUUCAAGUUUAGCGGAGAAAAAGAACUCCGAACCAUAUUAUGAUGAAAAUUACGGUGCUUCUGUAGAUGAAAAUAAAAAAGUUUAUGAUUAUACUCAUAAAAAUGAACGUUCCAAUGAUUAUACUCACAAAAAUGAACGUACCAAUGAUUAUACUCACAAAAAUGAACGUACCAAUGAUUAUACUCAUAAAAAUGAACGUUCCAAUGAUUAUACUCAUAAAAAUGAACGUACCAAUGAUUAUACUCACAAAAAUGAACGUACCAAUGAUUAUACUCACAAAAAUGAACGUACCAAUGAUUAUACUCAUAAAAAUGAACGUUCCAAUGAUUAUACUUACAAAAAUGAACGUUCCAAUGAUUAUACUCAUAAAAAUGAACGUUCCAAUGAUUAUACUCAUAAAAAUGAACGUACCAAUGAUUAUACUCAUAAAAAUGAACGUACCAAUGAUUAUACUUACAAAAAUGAACGUUCCAAUGAUUAUACUCAUAAAAAUGAACGUUCCAAUGAUUAUACUCAUAAAAAUGAACGUACCAAUGAUUAUACUCACAAAAAUGAACGUACCAAUGAUUAUACUUACAAAAAUGAACGUUCCAAUGAUUAUACUCAUAAAAAUGAACGUACCAAUGAUUAUACUCACAAAAAUGAACGUACCAAUGAUUAUACUCAUAAAAAUGAACGUACCAAUGAUUAUACUCACAAAAAUGAACGUACCAAUGAUUAUACUUACAAAAAUGAACGUUCCAAUGAUUAUACUUACAAACGUGAAUGUGACAAUGAAUAUACUUACAAACGUGAAUGUGACAAUGAAUAUACUUACAAACGCAAAUUUGACAAUGAUUAUACUCAUUGUGUUGGCGAUACCGAUUUAAUUUAUAAUGAUAGUGAUUCAAGUUAUAAUGGUAGCGAUUCAAGUGAUAAUGGUAGCGAUUCAAGUAAUGAUGAAGAUGUCUAUGAAACUUUUAAAAAACAUUAUCAAAGGAAAUUAAAGGAUGCCGAAAAGGCUAGACAUGGAAAUAAUGAUAUUCCUUAUAUUGAUGAUACCAAUUCAAGUGAUAUUGAAAUAAAUUAUGACUAUGCAACUUUUAAAAAAUAUGAUUACGACAAAUUAAAGGAUGCAUCAAAGGUUGGAUGUGGAAAUAAUGAUAAUACUAGUCAUAAAACAGACAACGUAUACGAAAAUGCAAAUGAUAAUCAUAACAAUGAAAUAAAAAAUACAGAAAACAAAAAUGUUGUAGAUUCUAAUAAUUGGGAUUGUCGACCAAAAGUAACUUAUAAAGAAAAAAAUACUAUAAUAAUAAAUUUGGAAUCAGAUAAUAAUGAAUCUCAAGAUAAUUCGAAUAAAAUUUCAGAGAAUUAUUAUGCUGGUGUGAACAGAACAAAUAAUGAUAAUUAUCGAAAAAAUAGAACUAAUGUUGCAGGAAAUUCAAAUGUGAAUGUUUUAAACAAAGAUACAAUAUGCCAUUCCGUAACAAGAAAUACAGUUUCAAAUAAACCUACGGUGAACCAAAAAAUUCCAGGUCAACAAGUUCCAAGUCAACGAAUUCUUGGUCAGCAAGUUUUAGAUAAGCAAGUUUUAGAUAAACAGAUUUCAGAUCAACAAGUUCCAAGUCAACAAGUUCCAAGUCAACGAAUUAUUGGUCAACAAGUUUUAGAUAAACAAGCUUCAGAUAAACAAGCUUCAGAUAAACAAAUUCCAAGUCAACGAAUUAUUGGUCAGCAAGUUUUAGAUAAACAAGCUUCAGAUAAGAAAAUUCCAAGUCAACAAGUUCCAAGUCAACGAAUUAUUGGUCAGCAAGUUUUAGAUAAACAAGCUUCAGAUAAGAAAAUUCCAAGUCAACAAGUUCCAAGUCAACGAAUUAUUGGUCAACAAGUUUUAGAUAAACAAGCUUCAGAUAAGAAAAUUCCAAGUCAACAAGUUCCAAGUCAACGAAUUAUUGGUCAACAAGUUUUAGAUAAACAAGCUUCAGAUAAACAAAUUCCAAGUCAACGAAUUAUUGGUCAGCAAGUUUUAGAUAAACAAGCUUCAGAUAAGAAAAUUCCAAGUCAACAAGUUCCAAGUCAACAAGUUCCAAGUCAACGAAUUAUUGGUCAGCAAGUUUUAGAUAAACAAGCUUCAGAUAAGAAAAUUCCAAGUCAACGAAUUAUUGGUCAACAAGUUUUAGAUAAACAAGCUUCAGAUAAACAAGCUUCAGAUAAACAAAUUCCAAGUCAACGAAUUAUUGGUCAGCAAGUUUUAGAUAAACAAGCUUCAGAUAAGAAAAUUCCAAGUCAACAAGUUCCAAGUCAACGAAUUAUUGGUCAGCAAGUUUUAGAUAAACAAGCUUCAGAUAAGAAAAUUCCAAGUCAACAAGUUCCAAGUCAACGAAUUAUUGGUCAACAAGUUUUAGAUAAACAAGCUUCAGAUAAACAAGCUUCAGAUAAACAAAUUCCAAGUCAACGAAUUAUUGGUCAGCAAGUUUUAGAUAAACAAGCUUCAGAUAAGAAAAUUCCAAGUCAACAAGUUCCAAGUCAACGAAUUAUUGGUCAACAAGUUUUAGAUAAACAAGCUUCAGAUAAACAAGCUUCAGAUAAACAAAUUCCAAGUCAACGAAUUAUUGGUCAGCAAGUUUUAGAUAAACAAGCUUCAGAUAAGAAAAUUCCAAGUCAACAAGUUCCAAGUCAACAAGUUCCAAGUCAACGAAUUAUUGGUCAACAAGUUUUAGAUAAACAAGCUUCAGAUAAGAAAAUUCCAAGUCAACGAAUUAUUGGUCAACAAGUUUUAGAUAAACAAGCUUCAGAUAAGAAAAUUCCAAGUCAACAAGUUCCAAGUCAACGAAUUAUUGGUCAACAAGUUUUAGAUAAACAAGCUUCAGAUAAACAAAUUCCAAGUCAACGAAUUAUUGGUCAGCAAGUUUUAGAUAAACAAGCUUCAGAUAAGAAAAUUCCAAGUCAACAAGUUCCAAGUCAACAAGUUCCAAGUCAACGAAUUAUUGGUCAGCAAGUUUUAGAUAAACAAGCUUCAGAUAAGAAAAUUCCAAGUCAACAAGUUCCAAGUCAACGAAUUAUUGGUCAACAAGUUUUAGAUAAACAAGCUUCAGAUAAACAAGCUUCAGAUAAACAAAUUCCAAGUCAACGAAUUAUUGGUCAGCAAGUUUUAGAUAAACAAGCUUCAGAUAAGAAAAUUCCAAGUCAACAAGUUCCAAGUCAACAAGUUCCAAGUCAACAAGUUCCAAGUCAACAAGUUCCAAGUCAACGAAUUAUUGGUCAACAAGUUUUAGAUAAACAAGCUUCAGAUAAGAAAAUUCCAAGUCAACGAAUUAUUGGUCAACAAGUUUUAGAUAAACAAGCUUCAGAUAAGAAAAUUCCAAGUCAACAAGUUCCAAGUCAACGAAUUAUUGGUCAACAAGUUUUAGAUAAACAAGCUUCAGAUAAACAAAUUCCAAGUCAACGAAUUAUUGGUCAGCAAGUUUUAGAUAAACAAGCUUCAGAUAAGAAAAUUCCAAGUCAACAAGUUCCAAGUCAACAAGUUCCAAGUCAACGAAUUAUUGGUCAGCAAGUUUUAGAUAAACAAGCUUCAGAUAAGAAAAUUCCAAGUCAACGAAUUAUUGGUCAACAAGUUUUAGAUAAACAAGCUUCAGAUAAACAAGUUUCAGAUAAACAAAUUCCAAGUCAACGAAUUAUUGGUCAGCAAGUUUUAGAUAAACAAGCUUCAGAUAAGCAAAUUUCAGGUCAACAAGUUCCAAGUCAACGAAUUAUUGGUCAGCAAGUUUUAGAUAAACAAGCUUCAGAUAAGCAAAUUCCAAGUCAACAAGUUCCAAGUCAACGAAUUAUUGGUCAACAAGUUUUAGAUAAACAAGCUUCAGAUAAACAAGCUUCAGAUAAACAAAUUCCAAGUCAACGAAUUAUUGGUCAGCAAGUUUUAGAUAAACAAGCUUCAGAUAAGAAAAUUCCAAGUCAACAAGUUCCAAGUCAACGAAUUAUUGGUCAACAAGUUUUAGAUAAACAAGCUUCAGAUAAACAAGCUUCAGAUAAACAAAUUCCAAGUCAACGAAUUAUUGGUCAGCAAGUUUUAGAUAAACAAGCUUCAGAUAAGAAAAUUCCAAGUCAACAAGUUCCAAGUCAACGAAUUAUUGGUCAACAAGUUUUAGAUAAACAAGCUUCAGAUAAGAAAAUUCCAAGUCAACGAAUUAUUGGUCAACAAGUUUUAGAUAAACAAGCUUCAGAUAAGAAAAUUCCAAGUCAACAAGUUCCAAGUCAACGAAUUAUUGGUCAACAAGUUUUAGAUAAACAAGCUUCAGAUAAACAAGCUUCAGAUAAACAAAUUCCAAGUCAACGAAUUAUUGGUCAGCAAGUUUUAGAUAAACAAGCUUCAGAUAAGAAAAUUCCAAGUCAACAAGUUCCAAGUCAACGAAUUAUUGGUCAACAAGCUUCAGAUAAACAAGCUUCAGAUAAACAAGCUUCAGAUAAACAAAUUCCAAGUCAACGAAUUAUUGGUCAGCAAGUUUUAGAUAAACAAGCUUCAGAUAAGAAAAUUCCAAGUCAACGAAUUAUUGGUCAACAAGUUUUAGAUAAACAAGCUUCAGAUAAGAAAAUUCCAAGUCAACGAAUUAUUGGUCAACAAGUUUUAGAUAAACAAGCUUCAGAUAAGAAAAUUCCAAGUCAACGAAUUAUUGGUCAACAAGUUUUAGAUAAGCAAGUUUUAGAUAAACAAGCUUCAGAUAAGAAAAUUCCAAGUCAACGAAUUAUUGGUCAGCAAGUUUUAGAUAAACAAGCUUCAGAUAAGAAAAUUCCAAGUCAACGAAUUAUUGGUCAACAAUUUUUAGAUAAACAAGCUUCAGAUAAACAAAUUCCAAGUCAACGAAUUAUUGGUCAACAAGUUUUAGAUAAACAAGCUUCAGAUAAACAAAUUCCAAGUCAACAAGUUCCAAGUCAACGAAUUAUUGGUCAACAAGUUUUAGAUAAACAAGCUUCAGAUAAACAAGCUUCAGAUAAACAAGUUCCAAGUCAACGAAUUAUUGGUCAACAAGUUUUAGAUAAACAAGCUUCAGAUAAGAAAAUUCCAAGUCAACGAAUUAUUGGUCAACAAGUUUUAGAUAAGCAAGCUUCAGAUAAGAAAAUUCCAAGUCAACGAAUUAUUGGUCAACAAGUUUUAGAUAAGCAAGUUUUAGAUAAACAGAUUUCAGGUCAACAAGUUCCAAGUCAACGAAUUCUUGGUCAGCAAGUUUUAGAUAAACAGAUUUCAGGUAAACAAAUUCCAAGUCAACGAAUUAUUGGUCAACAAGUUUUAGAUAAGCAAGUUUUAGAUAAACAGAUUUCAGUUCAACAAGUUCCAAGUCAACGAAUUCUUGGUCAGCAAGUUUUAGAUAAACAGAUUUCAGGUAAACAAGUUCCAAGUCAACGAAUUAUUGGUCAACAAGUUUUAGAUAAACAAGCUUCAGAUAAGAAAAUUCCAAGUCAACGAAUUAUUGAUCAACAAAUUACACGACAACAAGUUUCAGACCAGCAAGUUCCAGGUCAACAAAUUUCAGACCAACAAAUUACACAAAUAAUAGUUUCAGGACAACAAUUUACACAAAUAAUAGUUUCAGGAGAACAAGAUACACAUAUAAUAGUUUCAGGAGAACAAGAUACACAACAAAAAAUUAUAGGGCAACAAGUUCCAAGUCAACAAAUUUUAGGACACGUUUCAGACCCCAAAAUCCCAAGUCAACAUAUUCCAAACAAACCUGCGGCAGAUCAACCACUCAAAGGUGUUAAUGCUCCGAAUAAAUCACUUGCACAGCGAGCUCCACUCAUUACUGUUCCGAAUAGACCGCUUGCACAACGAGUUCCACGCAAUAAUGUUUCAAAUAAGGAUUUCUCAAAUAAAAAAACUACACGAAAAUAA